Phlebotomus papatasi is the source of this 965-nucleotide messenger RNA. RefSeq lists its product as uncharacterized. The transcript is spliced from 3 exons. Bases 132 to 476 code for a protein of 114 amino acids. The record is from RefSeq and is a predicted model, not a curated record. NCBI's taxonomy places the organism in Eukaryota, Metazoa, Arthropoda, Insecta, Diptera, Psychodidae.
GCAUUGCGACUAACUCACUGAACUGGUGCAGAUGCAGAGGCAUUUCUCGUGCAGCUGAUCUUGUAUAUAGUAAAAUAGUUUAAUAUUAUUUCACGUGUAUCAGUGCUGAGUGGAAAGAGUUGAGAUUGAAGAUGAGGAAUUCAGUGUAUUUUGUCUUUUCGAUCGUGAUCUGUGUGGUGGUUAUUAUUAAUCAAGCAUCAGAUGCCAGUCCGGUUCCCAUCUUCUUCCCAAAACUCAGCAGGUUCAUCAAUGAUCUUGCCUACGGUGGAAAUUACUACCCUCAAUACUAUGGUGGUGGAUCAUAUGGAAGUUCCUAUGGUGGCAAUGGCUAUAGAAAUUCUUAUGCACCCCCCAAUCGCCCAGCUCAAGAUCGUCAGGCUCGAGGACGGACCUACUCAGAUAUUUGCCAAGUAUUUGGACGUCCGGGUAUCAAUACCGGAUCCGCCAGUGGCGUCUUCUGUCCCUACACCGGCUGAUGGAUAGAUUUUGGCGCCAAAAAUGUGCCAUCUUCGCACUUCAGUACCAUCUUCUUUUUAGCAUAUCUUCACCGUUUUUGUGUGAAUGUAUUCAGCUUUACAAUUGCAGAGUCCCAUAGAAAAACGGAUUGAUCUAGUGUAAAACAUAUAAAAUCUGUUACAUGAGAGGCAGUAAAGUGAACGAAAAAAUAUUACCAAGUUAAGAUUGCAACACUAUCCAGCAGCUUGCCAAUUUGUCACGGUGGAGCAUCAAUUGUAUUGGAAAUUGACUUUCCUGCAAAACACGCAUCUUCCGCAUUUUCAGUUCAGAACAUUAUGUCUUCUGAAGGUAGACAAGUUGCAUUUAUCAGCCAGCAUUUUCCCGUAUCUCGUGAUUUUUCAUGCCAAACCGGACAAAGAGAAUCCUUCUAUUUUAUUUUUAAUUGUAAAAAUUCUGCAUUAAGUAUAUAAUUAUUGUGAUAAAAGAAAAUAUAGUGGCAAAGAAAUAAA